Molecule: messenger RNA, 910 nt
Organism: Ochotona curzoniae (black-lipped pika)
Lineage: Eukaryota; Metazoa; Chordata; Mammalia; Lagomorpha; Ochotonidae
Gene: CFAP410
Product: cilia and flagella associated protein 410
Exons: 7
Coding region: 45-806 (253 amino acids)
Biological process (GO): cytoskeleton organization
Molecular function (GO): protein binding
Source: RefSeq, a predicted model, not a curated record
CGGCCACGGCCAGGCCCGCCGGGGCCCAGGUGCCCGCGGCUGCCAUGAAGCUGACUCGGAAGAUGGUCCUGUCCCGGGCCAAGGCUUCCGAGCUGCACCACGUGCGGAAGCUCAACUGCUGGGGCAGCCGCCUCACCGACAUUUCCAUAUGCCGGGAGAUGCCCAGCCUGGAGGUGGUCACGCUCAGCGUCAACAGCGUCUCGACCCUGGAGCCGGUGAGCCGCUGCCAGCGCCUGAGCGAGCUGUACCUCCGUCGGAACCUCAUCCCCAGCCUGAGCGAGCUCUUCCACCUGAAGCACCUGCCACUGCUCCGGGUGCUCUGGCUGGCCGAGAACCCGUGCUGCGGCGCUGACCCCCACCUCUACCGCAUGACUGUGCUGCGCAACCUGCCCGGCCUGCAGCGGCUGGACAACCAGGCUGUGACCGAGGAGGAGCUGUCCCGCGCACUAAUGGAGGGCGAUGAGAUCACCUCUGCCCCAAGCAGAGAGCAUGCGGACAGUAGCUGCCCCGCUCCGUCCUGCACGCUGAGCCCCAACAGCUCGGCCGGCUCCACCGCCGACACAGAAGCCAGCAACGACCUGCUGGGCUGCAGUGAGGCCAGCAGCCUGCAAGGUCGGCUCACACCGAAGCCCCCACCUUUCUCCCAGAGGGACACUGCUGGCAGCCACACCAACAGGAACGUGCUGACGGCCGUCCUGCUGCUGCUGCAAGAGCUGGACGCCACAGGGCUGGAGGCCGUGCAGCAGACCGUGAGCAGCCGGCUCCAGGCCCUGCGCAGGCAGGAGCCCCAGGAGGAUGCCCAGUGACUGGCAGGCGAGCCUCGGGCCUUGCCCUUCUCCCUGGCACUGCAGCUGAAUGCCAAGUGACUAGCAGGCCACACGCAGGCUGUCUGCGUGGACCCCAGCCCCUG